UGAAAAUUGUGAUCCGCGGGGACAGGAACACUGGGAAAACCACACUCUGGCACCGACUGCAGGGAAAGAAAUUUAUUGAGGAAUAUAUUCCAACUCAGGAGAUCCAAGUCACCAGCAUCCACUGGAAUUAUAAAACCACUGACGAUAUUGUGAAAGUUGAAGUCUGGGAUGUAGUUGACAAAGGAAAAUGCAAAAAACGAGGAGAUGGCUUGAAACUAGAAAAUGACCCUCAGGAGGCAGAGUCAGAAAUGGCUCUGGAUGCAGAGUUCCUGGAUGUCUAUAAAAACUGCAAUGGCGUAGUGAUGAUGUUUGACAUCACCAAGCAGUGGACGUUUAACUAUAUUCUGAGGGAGCUUCCAAAAGUGCCGACCCACGUUCCAGUGUGUGUGCUUGGGAAUUACCGAGACAUGGGCGAGCACCGGGUCAUUCUGCCUGGCGAUGUGCGGGACCUCAUCGACAACCUAAACAGGCCUCCCGGCUCCUCGUAUUUUCGCUAUGCUGAGUCUUCCAUGAAGAACAGCUUUGGCCUCAAGUACCUGCACAAAUUCUUCAACAUCCCCUUCUUGCAGCUGCAGAGGGAGACGUUGCUACGGCAGCUGGAGACGAAUCAGCUGGAUAUUGAUGCGACUUUGGAGGAGCUGUCAGUGCAGCAAGAGACAGAAGAUCAAAACUACGAACUCUUCCUUGAAAUGAUGGAAGCCCGAAGUCGAGGACACACGUCGCCACUAACAACUAACGGGCAAAGCCCUUCCUCUGGCUCCCAGUCACCCGUAGUACCUCCAAGCUCCACAUCGACGGGCAGCUCCAGCCCUGGCACCCCACAGCCGCCGCAGCCUCUUUCUACAAGCUCCACCAUCUCUCCUGAACCCCCCCCAUCUUUUUCACCAGUGCCUGCACCCGAAGCCCACCAGCCUCCGCCAGCUACAGCCUCCCCAGCACCUCCGGCUGCAGUCCCGCCACCGAGGCGCAGCAUUAUUUCACGUCUGUUUGGGACGUCUCCUGCGUCAGACCCCUCUCCUCCCCAGCCAGAUGCUGCUGCUGCCACUCCUCCUCCCCACCCUGAGGCCCCUGCAAAAGUACAGAGCGUGGAGGACUUUGUUCCUGAUGACAGCCUGGACCACAGCUUUCUAGAGGACCCAGCCCCGCAGAAGGACAAAGGGAAACCGCAGACUAAACACCGUGUCGAUAGUGAAAGUGGUGUGGAUGGUGGGAUCGAGUGCACCCUCAGCAGAUUUGCAGGUGACACUCAGCUGAGUGGUGCAAUUGACACCUUGAUUGAUCCUCCUGAGGGACAGGAUACCAUCCAGAGGGACCUGGGCAAGCUGGGGAAGUGA
Molecule: messenger RNA, 1334 nt
Organism: Tauraco erythrolophus (red-crested turaco)
Lineage: Eukaryota; Metazoa; Chordata; Aves; Musophagiformes; Musophagidae
Source: RefSeq, a predicted model, not a curated record